Messenger RNA from Gavia stellata (red-throated loon), 915 nucleotides. It is a transcript of the gene SHOX2, whose product is annotated as SHOX homeobox 2. The coding region runs from base 1 to 915 and encodes 304 amino acids. Lineage: Eukaryota; Metazoa; Chordata; Aves; Gaviiformes; Gaviidae. The transcript is spliced from 5 exons. Gene Ontology annotation, biological process: regulation of transcription by RNA polymerase II. The record is from RefSeq and is a predicted model, not a curated record. Gene Ontology annotation, cellular component: nucleus. Gene Ontology annotation, molecular function: sequence-specific double-stranded DNA binding; DNA-binding transcription factor activity, RNA polymerase II-specific.
AUGGAGGAGCUGACGGCGUUCGUCUCCAAGUCGUUUGACCCCAAAGCGAAGGAGAAGAAGGAGCUCAUCACCUACCGCGAGGUGCUGGAGAGCGGGCCCCUGCGCGGCGGCGGACCGCGGGAGACCGGCGCAACCGCGGCGGAACCGGGCCGCGACGAGGCGGGCAGCCCCGCGGCGCGGGCGGGCGGCGGGCGGUCCCCGCCGCGGGAGCCCGACGCCGCCGCCGCCGCCGAGAGAGCCGCCGAGGCGGCUACCCCCAAGCUCAGCGACGUCUCCCCAGAGCUGAAGGACCGCAAGGAGGAUGCGAAGGCGAUGGAAGACGAAGGGCAGACGAAAAUCAAGCAGAGGAGGAGCCGGACGAAUUUCACCCUGGAGCAGCUGAACGAGCUGGAAAGGCUUUUCGACGAGACCCACUACCCGGACGCCUUCAUGCGGGAGGAGCUGAGCCAGAGGCUGGGGCUGUCCGAGGCCAGGGUGCAGGUCUGGUUCCAGAACCGAAGAGCCAAAUGCCGAAAGCAAGAAAACCAACUCCACAAAGGGGUGCUGAUCGGCGCCGCCAGCCAGUUCGAAGCCUGCCGGGUGGCCCCCUACGUGAACGUGGGCGCGCUGCGGAUGCCCUUCCAGCAGGCAAGUCGCUGCCACGCGCCGCCCUUCUCCCGGCAGGUUCAGGCGCAGCUGCAGCUGGACAGCGCCGUGGCCCACGCCCACCACCACCUCCACCCGCACCUGGCCCACGCACCCUACAUGAUGUUCCCCGCUCCCCCCUUCGGGCUACCGCUGGCCACCCUGGCCGAGUCCGCCUCCGCCGCCUCCGUGGUGGCCGCCGCCGCCGCCGCCAAGACCACCAGCAAGAACUCCAGCAUCGCCGACCUCCGCCUGAAGGCCAAGAAACACGCCGCCGCCCUGGGGCUGUGA